Molecule: messenger RNA, 1861 nt
Organism: Orbicella faveolata
Lineage: Eukaryota; Metazoa; Cnidaria; Anthozoa; Scleractinia; Merulinidae
Product: mitochondrial coenzyme A diphosphatase NUDT8-like
Molecular function (GO): coenzyme A diphosphatase activity
Source: RefSeq, a predicted model, not a curated record
GUUAUCAUGAAAAGAAUAUUCGUGGUUCAUAUAUGACGCGAUUCUCGUAAACAAUCAAAAUGGCGCUUAGAACGACGCUAAGAACUUUUUUUCACUUUUUUCUGGUAUAUUCUAAUUCUCGGUCUCCGAUGAAUCUUUGCUUCGUUUUGGAGAAGUAUGUUUAAAAAAAGGCUGUAUUCUUAAGGUUUCAGGAUUGGAAUUUGCAAGAAGAGGAUAAUUUAUAACUCUCCCCAACAGACUGUAACUCAUAAACUUGUAAGCUUGAAUUAUUGCUGAGUUGGAGAGGCAUCGACGUCCUCAGCCUCAAAUGAACUUCACAGUAACCAGGAGGAUCUUCCAUCAAUCACAGGGCCUUAAAUUAAUCUGUUCCCGAACUUUUCACAGUACAUUUCAACGUGCAGAACAUUUUUCGAGAUGUUCCGCAACUUUUCCCCCGUUAUGUUGUCCACAGUGCAGCAGAAAGGCUGGUUUAGCACGUCUUUACUGUUCAAGAACAAUGAGAACUUCCAGUUUGAAAAGAGCUUGUUCAGAUUUAAACGAUGCCUUUUCUGAGGCUAACAAAGUGCGCUUUGUCAAGAAGGUAGGAGUGAUGAAAACUCGCAAAUCUUUGUUAGCAAGCUGUUCUGAGGAAGCCGCUGUUUUUGUACCUUUCUGUAUUGCUGACUCUGCUCCCUCAGUACUUUUUACUCUUCGUUCUAAUCAGCUGAACAAACACAGAGGAGAGGUCAGUUUUCCAGGAGGUAAAAAAGAUCCGGAAGAUAAGAGUGUCAUAGAGACAGCGGUCAGAGAAAUGGAAGAGGAGAUGGGACUGGAAAAAAGCCGUGUGCACAUCUGGGCACAGAUGCCAGCAAUGCCAGAUAGGCUUGGUAAAGUUGCAAUCACUCCUGUCAUCGGCUUUAUUGGAGAAAUUGAUGUGAAUUCACUUGAGCUGAAUCCAGAAGAGGUGGAAUCUGUCUUCACACUUUCUCUGGAGCAUGUCUGUAAUCCGACCAAUUGUGGGUAUACCAAGUUCACUUCCCAGGCCGUGUUACCAUUGUUUCUUAACGGACCUCACAGGAUUUGGGGGCUCACUGCGAUAAUCCUAGAACAAGUCCUACUAGCUUUACUUCCAGAGAAUUAUCCACAACAACUAUUUAGGCCUGGAAAACAGAAAUCACUAGUAACUAGUAAAAAUGAAAAGUCAACCAAGCAUGUUUAACAUAAGUCAAUGAAAAAGAAAUUUUCAGUGUUCAAGGUAGAUUGAUGGAGUUUUUAAAUGGCAAGUUAUCACAAUAAUGUGACAAUCUUUUUUAUGACGAAGUGCAAUUACUUUAUUUCCAAAAAAUAUAUUUACAAGUUCUGAAUUGUAUCUAAGUAUGUGAUGGACUGAGUUCUUACAAAUGGCUUUACACAAGCUACAGUGUAGGUAAAACAAUUCCAUCUGUUGCUUCCACUUUUUCAGUUUUAUUCACACUUUUCUUUGAAAACUAAUUUGUCUUGGUAAUCUUCACUCUGUGACUAAUAAAUAAUUUCCGAGCAUCAGAUUAGAGUUACUUUAUCUCAAUAUCCAUUUAAAAAGAAUAAGACAGUUUAUUUUUAAGCUGAUAAGGAUAACUGGAUCCUGUUGUUGGUCUUUCCUGGCUUUUUUUUUUUUUUUUGUAAAAUUCACAAUGCUCCCUUUCUCAAGCUAGCAUCACUUUAUUGAGUGGGAACUGCUAUUAGUGGAAUAUGUUUUGGGCCACCCGUAAGCUUUCAAUUCAUAUAGCUUGCUUCUUAAUCACACUAGUUGUCCACUUCUAGUGACAUUUCUUUGUAAUUGAACAAGCAUUUGACUCUGGGAUUAAGGGAAAUUCCUUAAACCUUCUCACUUGACCUGGGAAAA